AUGUCUCUGACCAGGGCUGAGAGGACCAUCAUCGUGUCCAUGUGGGGCAAGAUCUCCACACAGGCAGACAUCAUCGGCACCGAGGCCCUGGAGAGGCUCUUCUCCAGCUACCCCCAGACCAAGACCUACUUCCCGCACUUCGACCUGCACGCGGGCUCCGCGCAGCUGCGCGCGCACGGCUCCAAGGUGGUGGCCGCCCUGGGCGACGCGGUCAAGAGCAUCGACAACGUGGCGGGCGCCCUCUCCAAGCUGAGCGAGCUGCACGCCUACGUGCUGCGCGUGGACCCGGUCAACUUCAAGCUGCUGUCCCACUGCCUGCUGGUCACGGUGGCCUCGCAUUUCCCAGCCGACUUCACGGCCGACGCGCACGCCGCCUGGGACAAGUUCCUGUCCAUCGUGUCCCGCGUCCUGACCGAGAAGUACCGCUGAGGAUACCUCCCGACCCCCAGGGCAGGCUUCGAGCCCUCCCCUUCCCCUGCACCCUCUUACGAUUCCA
Messenger RNA from Physeter macrocephalus (sperm whale), 496 nucleotides. It is a transcript of the gene HBZ, whose product is annotated as hemoglobin subunit zeta. Gene Ontology annotation, molecular function: heme binding; iron ion binding; haptoglobin binding. Gene Ontology annotation, biological process: oxygen transport; hydrogen peroxide catabolic process. Gene Ontology annotation, cellular component: blood microparticle; hemoglobin complex; haptoglobin-hemoglobin complex. The coding region runs from base 1 to 429 and encodes 142 amino acids. The record is from RefSeq and is a predicted model, not a curated record. The transcript has 3 exons. NCBI's taxonomy places the organism in Eukaryota, Metazoa, Chordata, Mammalia, Artiodactyla, Physeteridae.